AUGACUGGCCGAACGAGAUCAUCGGGCAGACGGAGUGCAACUCCAGGGCCGUCUAAUGCUGGACAAUCUCAAACUCAACAAUCUACAUCGACACCCGGUACCGGUACAAAGAGACGGGCUUCAUCGGCAAGAGGAAACAAGUCCAAACGCGCCAGGACCACUGCAACGGCUUCGAAGCGGUCAAAAAGCCGAAAGGGAAAAGGCAGGGCCACCAGUGACGACGAGGGCGACUCCGGCGACAGCGACAACGAGGACAACAACGACGACGACGACGACGACGACGACGACAACGACAACGGCAAAAAGACCAACAAGAAGAAGCUCCAAAAGGGACAGGUGGUGGACACCGAACUUGCGGAUCAGCGAGCUGCUGUAAAGACAGAGCAGGGCAUUAACGACUUAACCUGCGACUUUUGCAAGAGUAAUCCUCCUGAUCUGGACGACGAUACCGGUUGUAAUAGAGAAGUUAGAGACGGGUACGUGUUUGAAUGCCAGAGAUGCGCCGACCACCGAUUCCUAUCAGGGGAUCCGGACCACGUCUGCGUUCGUACCGGUCAAGAUGACCAUCUCGAAGUCUUCAAACGCUACUCGACUGGCCAUCCCCUCGACUUUCCAACACCUGUCUCCUGCGAGGAGUGUCAAGGAUCCAGCCGUUGUGACGCUGACCCCUUCCUACAGCUGAAAUGCACAGCAUGUAUGAAGACGAAAUCCCGCGUCCCAGUAGUUUGCAAUGUCAAGGCCACCACCACCGACAUGGGCUGGGGUCUCCAUGCCGUCAGGAGGAUGGGUCAAAAGCCAAAUCUGCAAAAGGGCAAACUGAAAUGGUUCCGACGCGAGUGUGACAUCUGCAGAAACCUGCCCAACAAGAGGAACGGUUCCGUGUGCAGCUGGCUCGACACUCGCGAUACUUCACAGCCUUGUCAACAGUGCGCAGGAGGCCGGAUGUCUUGCAUGACGGGCGGUAUGCUCGUGGGAAACCAUCCCAACCCUCUGGAAAUGCCCACCAAGUGGACGACCACGGGCGAGCUCGGCGGAGGAUGGCUGGACCUACGAGGAGAGAGCAACAUCUUCAGGACGCAGUGCAAGCAAUGCAGCCUCCAGAAGCGUCACUGCCGAGCAUCCGCAAAGUACGCCGAGUACGCCUGCAACUGGUGCUGGCAGACAGGCAUGGUCUGCCGGGACAAGGACAACCCAAACACCAUCUACCCGUUGUUCGACCUGAGCAGAGUCGGCAUCGGAAACUUCUGUCCCUUUGCCAAAUGCUCCCAGUGCGAGGCCAAGGGGAGGAACUGCGAUCGCCAACGACCCUGCGACUCCUGCUUCUACAACGGCGAGGCGGACAAGUGCGAUACGUGGCAGGUCGGCGCGGAACGCACUCUGAAUUGCUUGGAUCGUAGAAUCAACGAAGACGACGAGCAGCCCGGGCCCUUGUACUACCUGAGCUUGGGGUACGGAGCGGACGGUGUGAACGAUGAAAAGGACGGAACGCAGAUCGAGCACUACAUUGGCCCGCCGUUUGCACGGUACGCGUUUCGUCCGGAGAAGGACGACGUGCUCGAAUUUUCCAGACAGACUAAACAGAGCAUCGUGGCCGGUGUGCAGACGAUGAGGAAGGCGUUGGUGGCGAGCGGUGUUCCUCCGCUUGGAGCUCCUGGGUGUGAACUUGCAGGUUUGAAUGUGAACGAUAUCACGGUCAAGCAGCUCAGAGACUGGAUGACGGUCCGUUGGCCCAAUUGGAUUCAGCAGUGCAAUAAGCCGGACUAUCUGACACACAAGGCUGAUGAAAUGCCUUCGAGGCCGUACAGAGAACACUUGGACGGGCGGUCAACGACCAGAACUAGAAGACAGUCGAACAGAGUUGUAGAGCUGAAUGAUGACGAUGAGGAGGACGAGGACGAGGACGUGGACGCAGAGGGAGAGGAGGAGGGGCCAGAUGAUGAAGUAGAGGAAGAGAACGACCGCAACAACACGGGUGGACGUGGUGAUGGUUUCCAUGGCCAAAAUAGGCGUUCCGGCAACACAUCCGCCCGUCAAUCAAGUCAUCCGUUUGCCACGGGAAGCAACGCUGGUCAGAGUAACAGGCUCGACAUGGCUCCUCCUCCUGCUGGAGGUUCGUCUGCGUAUGCAUAUGGUGGUGGUGGCUUGGCAAACGACAAUGUCGAGAACAUGGGUAACAUGAUGAGGUAUUCGGGAUACCAAACACGCCAUCCAGCCAACGGGCCCGCUGCAAUGGAACAAACGCCCAGACAAACGCAUACGCUCGUGAAUCUGUCAAACACGACUUCCGGUGUCAUUCACCCUUCACAGCUGAUGUCGCACCCACAGCCGCAGCCGCAGCCGCAGCAACAAACGAUGAGCUUCCCUCCAUAUCCCUAUAAUAACGGCGAUGGUGUUCUCUCCAGUUUCACCUUCGUUCCACCGUCUCUCUUUAUCCCCCAAUUCUGGCCUCCCAGCCCAAGCUUCCCAGUUGGAGGCAACGUGAUUCAGUACCAAGCUACCCGCUGGAGACAGAACAACAUGUAUGCGCCAAACCCAUUCGAACUGGCGGCCAGAGACAGAGAAAUGGCCGACUAUGUGGAAAACUUAGCCCUAUCCACAUCAUCCGGGAUUAACAUCGGCCUCUUCAGUGUUGUCAACGGCUCUCUCCUCCGUCAAACCCCCAUUGUUCCAGUUUUGAGCAGGAUUCCUUCCCAAGUCAUCAGUCACCCUGGCAUUGGCGGGAACCAGUGCCUGGAUAGGACAGCAAUCUGCAAUGAAUCCCUAGGCGUCGCAAUUUGUCAAGGGACACACGCUCACGGAACCUCCGAGAUCGUUUGUAGUCCUUGCGAACAGGAUAACAGAAACCUCCUGGUGACCGGCCCCGACCAGAUUACGAGGCGCGAUCUCAUCUCCAUGCGUGCCUACUUUUGCACACCUUGCCACGGUCGCCUAACUGGGAGCCCACAAACCCUCGGAGCUAUGCAUAAGCUGGGUGUAAGCCAAGUCUGGGGAUGCCAGUUCACGGGAGGCGCCAAUAUUUCCGGAGCCUUGAGCAUAAACGGCCGACAGUUAACGCUCAACGAAUCCACUCACCCCGUCACAGGAUGCCUUUGUGGUGAAAAGAUAUUUCGCUCGUACAUGUGCCGGGAUGAUCGAUUCCAUUUUGCACGCCUGGCCCUAUAUCAAGCCAGCAGGGUGAAUGGCUGGCGAGAAGCCCAGGGAGAGGCAGGUCUAUGCCCGGGCUGCCUUAUGCAGGUACCCGUGGCUGAGGCUGGGCACUCACCGUCAAAUAGUGAGCUCGCCCACGUGCCUGCUGAUUCACAAGAAACGGUGUCGUGGGCUUGUCUUGUGUGCGGUGACCUGGUUCUCAACCAGCUAAAGAAACACCCAGAGGUCGGUGGUGGUUGGCUCAAAUGGUUCACGACGAGGGUAUCUGACUGGGGCCCUGAUUCAAGCAUGCUCGUUGACCCAAGCUUGUGA
Molecule: messenger RNA, 3459 nt
Organism: Pochonia chlamydosporia 170
Lineage: Eukaryota; Fungi; Ascomycota; Sordariomycetes; Hypocreales; Clavicipitaceae
Exons: 1
Coding region: 1-3459 (1152 amino acids)
Source: RefSeq, a predicted model, not a curated record